AUGCCAAAUGAAGAUUUGCGACAUAGCAUACGAGGGUGGGAGAUGAGAAACGCAGAAUCUGAAAGCAAAAAGCUAGGAUCUGGUAUGCGCAGCGUGAUAAAAAUGGACGCAGACAGGACUGAUGGGAUAGUGAUGUCUAGGUAUAAGCAAAAGAACGAAGCCACCCGGUUUUGUCGCAUACGCAGGAUGCAAGCGUGGGUGUGGAUAGGAAGAUCCAUACUGAAGUGGCAAUCACCAACACAACGUCUAUUUGAUACCGCUUACGAGGAUAAAGAGAUUAGGUUCGCAAAGAAGUGGUGGAAACAAUUUGAUAAGUUAGAGAUGUGCAAUUUGAAGAAAGAUGAAGGCAUGUUUCAUCAUCAUAUUGUUCUGGAAAAUUUGAUCAAGUGGACCAAUAUCUCCGGACUAAGAUUCGAGCGAGAAAAUGUCGAUGGCGCCACGAGAGCACUACCGGCGUAUUGA
Molecule: messenger RNA, 462 nt
Organism: Sclerotinia sclerotiorum 1980 UF-70
Lineage: Eukaryota; Fungi; Ascomycota; Leotiomycetes; Helotiales; Sclerotiniaceae
Exons: 3
Coding region: 1-462 (153 amino acids)
Source: RefSeq, a predicted model, not a curated record